AUGCCUGAAACCGAAGUAGUUGCCGUCGUCAUUGAGCACUCUUUCUAUAUAAAGAGAAGAAUAUUUGAAGUAGAUGUUGUGGAACUACUAAAAAGUCUUGGAGUUAAUGUUAAGCAUGUAGGAAUUGAAAGCGCAUCGUGGCCACCAUUAUAUGAUGGUGAACGUUCUUCUGUUCGAUAUACGCUAAUUACUGGAAGCACAUCACCGGGGCGUAACGACGGAGGGAUAGAUAUAAUUGGAGAAAUAGGUGAGGUUACGAUCUUGUUCCAGUGCAAGAAUUGGGAUAAUCCGAUAGGAUCCUCCGUCGUUCGUGAAAUGAGAGGUGUGGUAUGUCAAGAAAAUCCAGAAACAGUUGUCUCAGAAAUUGCGAGACAGUUAGCUAACUGGAACAUCGAAACGCACCAAAAUGGGAGAGUCACUUCAUCUCAAGGCGGUUUUAACUUCAACGUUGGGGGAGUGAGAACAAUUCGAGCACCAGACGUUGCAUUCACACCAAAACGAACGACCCAUGGCUUGAAUGCAUUACAGAAUUGGACCUUUCGAGGUCAACCCUUUACUCCAAUAUUUGUUGUUGAGUUAGGAUUUCUGGUUAGCAUCUGGCAAGAUAAUAACGGCCAACUACAGGAAAAUAUCUAUUCAUGGAGAUGGGACGAAAAUAAUACUGAACGUCAUUAUGAACAUGGAUGGAGAAGUAUGAAUACCGGUCAAGAGAUUCUUUCAGGCUUCGUCUUAGAUGUUGAUAUGAUUGAAGAAGCUAUUUCGCAACAAGAUUCAGGUUCAUCAGAUGAUGAUGUUACUAAUAUUCCUUGUAACGGACCUGGAUGUACAGCAACUUUCACUAGUCACCAUGCUUUCUUGAAACACUACCAAAAGGAUCAUGCGCUUAAACGACGUGUAUGA
Molecule: messenger RNA, 900 nt
Organism: Cetraspora pellucida
Lineage: Eukaryota; Fungi; Glomeromycota; Glomeromycetes; Diversisporales; Gigasporaceae
Source: the annotation of a GenBank genome assembly